CUUUGGCUCGACCAAUCACAGAGAACACCUCACUCAGCUGAUUCACGCGGUCCAUGGUUCGUGUGCGGUUUAGUUGUACGCACUGACUACAGCUAAAUAGUGCAGUAUCGCGUGCUUCUCAUGUUAAAAGUUGUCAUUGCGCAUUAUAUAACGUUUCGUUAUCGCUGUUCCACCUGUAAGGACAGAUACUGAACAACACAAUACAUUUUCCAAGUCCUUACAGUUUCGCUCACCUGUUGGUCGCUUCUCACUCACUAUGGCCACGCGAGUUCGACCGAGUAAUAAACGGUGUGCAGUGGUCGGGGGGUCUGGUUUCCUGGGCAGACACUUGGUGGAGAAACUGUUGGAUCGAGGCUACUCUGUUUCUGUGUUUGACAUCCGUCAGAGCUACGAGCUGCCUAGCGUCACCUUCCACCAGGGAGACCUCUGCGACAAACAGGUGCUGCUGCCAGCGCUGAAGGAUGUGUCCCUGGUCUUCCACUGUGCCUCCCCAGCACCCGCCAGCGAUGACCGCGGGCUGUUUGAGAGAGUCAACAUUCAGGGCACACGCACCGUUAUUCAGGCCUGCAUCGAGGCUGGAGUACAGAAACUGGUCCUGACGAGCAGUGCCAGUGUGGUGUUUGAAGGGAAAGACGUUAAGAAUGGGAGAGAGGAUCUGCCAUACGCCAAAAAGCCCAUUGACUAUUACACAGAGACCAAGAUUGUGCAAGAAAAGUUGGUCCUCGAGGCUUGUGACAAGGAGAAGGGUUUCCUCACAGUUGCCAUCCGGCCUCAUGGCAUCUUUGGCCCUCGGGACCCACAGCUGGUUCCUAUCCUUGUGGACACCGCUCGCAGGGGCAAGAUGAAGUUCAUCAUUGGUGAUGGGACCAAUCUGGUGGAUUUCACCUUUGUGGAGAAUGUAGUUCAUGGCCACAUCCUGGCUGCUGAACGCCUAAGGCCGGACUCGCCCAUAUGUGGAAAACCGUACCACAUCACCAAUGAUGAGCCAGUUAAAUUCUGGGACUUCAUGUCUGAGGUGUUGGUGGGUCUGGGAUAUGCUGCUCCCCGCUACCACCUCCCCUACAUUCUUGUCUAUGGACUGGCCCUGCUCCUCUGGCUGCUGGCCCUCAUCCUGCGCCCUCUUGUGUCCUUUAAACCCACUUUUACACCAAUGAGAGUGGCCCUGGCUGGAACCCACCACUACUACAGCUGUGACCGCGCCAAACAGGACCUGGGCUACAAACCGUUAGUCAGUGUGAAGGAGGGGAUAGCACGCACGGUGCAGAGCUACCCUAAUCUCAGACAAGGGGCUUGAUGGUAGACUGGAAGAUUAGGAUAUGUUCAACUGUCAGUGUUAGUGCAGUUAUGGUGAUCAGGCCACACUGAAUGGACAAUUCAAAAUGAGGGAACAGGUGGUUUAUGUGUAUCCAAGCCCCACAAUGUGCAGUAUUUGUGUGCCUUUUCAAUGUGCAUGUACCAUUUUCACCAGCAGGAGGCAGCAGACUGCCCUAGUUUCGGUCCACACACUGCUGUCUGAUAUUACAAAAGUUUUAAAGCACUUAGUGAAUGGUGGAAGCACAGUUUAUGACAACUGAAAUAUACUUCUUACACUGUGAAAACUGCAAAGAUGUACAAAUAUUAUUGUUCCAUGUGUUUCACCCGUGUGAUGUUGGCACUUUGAGAUGCUGCUGUUUUAUGUCAAAAUGCCUUAAUACAUUUCACUAAACUAUGAUUCUACUGAUA
Micropterus dolomieu (smallmouth bass) is the source of this 1722-nucleotide messenger RNA. It is a transcript of the gene nsdhl, whose product is annotated as NAD(P) dependent steroid dehydrogenase-like. Gene Ontology annotation, molecular function: 3-beta-hydroxy-Delta5-steroid dehydrogenase (NAD+) activity. The record is from RefSeq and is a predicted model, not a curated record. The transcript is spliced from 7 exons. The coding region runs from base 257 to 1294 and encodes 345 amino acids. Gene Ontology annotation, biological process: steroid biosynthetic process. NCBI's taxonomy places the organism in Eukaryota, Metazoa, Chordata, Actinopteri, Centrarchiformes, Centrarchidae.